AUGGGAUGCAUAUAAUUAAGAAAUCGAAUAUUCCCUGGAGAUCUGACUGGCUAGCUUGCUAGAGUAAAUGAGGACUAUGAUAUUAAUGCAGCUUUAGAUGUUGCCUUGAAAAAUAACAAAAAAGCGAAAAUCGCACACGUUGAGUUAAUUCCAUCCUGCAAGAAUCUCCCUAAUCUCGAUACUUUUUCAUCUGUUAACCCAGUUGCUAUUUUGUACAUAUGUAAACUUAGUGCUUAAAGAGCCCAAAAGCAAAGUUAAUUACAAAAAGAAGAGGAAGAGUACCUUGAAUUUGAUUGGGAAGAAAAAGCCAGAACUGAAAUACGUAGAAGUGAUCCCAAUCCUAUAUUCAUAAACUCUUUUACUUUUCAAGCAAUCAACAAUGAGAAACUCAUUGUAAAAGUUUCAAUUUUUCACGUCAAGGAUUUUUCACCAGAAGCUCCUCUUAGCAAGCAUAAACUCCUUGGAGAACAGAUUUUCAAAAUGGCUGAGAUUAUAAAGCAAGGUGCGUUUUGUACCAAGCCUCUAACAAAUGAUAAGAAGCAAUAGCUCGAUGUGAUUAUGAAGCAAAGAAGAACCACAGUUACUCUUAGAUAUGAAGAAAUUGAGUAAACUAAUGGAAUGGUCUAGUUAGGAUUAGCUAUCAGAGAUUUCACCCAAAGAGGUAUCUUUUUCUUUGUUAUAUCCAGAUCGAGAGAUCUUGGAGAGUUUGUCCCACUAUACACUAGCGAGAAAUAAAAAUGCGAUCGUAUAUCUGGUGCUACAUUUGAUGAGCAUGAUUUUAUGAUGCGUGAUUUGUGUCGAAAUGAUGAUUCCAGAUAACUGAAGAUAGAAUUCUAUGAAUCAAAUAAGAAGGGGCACCAUAGAUUUCUAGGUUAUGUUGAUUUAUCAAUCAAAGAUAUUGCUUAAGAGAACAAAAGGAUUUAUACUGUGUUUAACAAAAAGGUUGUUGCUGGUUAAAUGGAGAUAACAAAGUGCCUUUUUCUCAAUAGAUAUACAUUCUUAGACUAUAUUCAUGGUGGCUGUGAUGUGUCUCUCAUGCUAGCGAUGGACUUUACCUUGACUAAUAAGAGUUAAAAAGACCCUUUAUCUCUUCAUUACCUUCACCCAGAUUUAAUAGAAACUAAAUAGCCUUAAUUAAACAAAAACGCGAGUAGUCCUGAUAAAAAUCAGAUGAAUGGAGGGUCACCUGUUCUUGGAUUAUCAAAUCAAAGAAAAAACAGCAUUUCAAAAUAGCAGGCUAGAGGACUAAACCAGCAUAUUGAUGUUGAGGAGUUGGAAAAUGAUUAUAUGAAGGCCAUGAGGAUGGCAAUCACCGUUCUAGACUACUUCGAUACUGAUUCUUAUGUGCCUUUUUUAGGUUUUGGGGCAAAGUUGCCUCCAUAUUUUAAUACUGCCUCUCAAUGCUUCGCUGUGAAUGGGAAUGUAUUUUUCCCUGAAGAAAUAGGAAUUGAUAAUCUUACUAAAGCCUAUAUGAAAUGUGUUAACGACAUAUAAUUUCAUGGCCCAUCUGCCUUUGCACCUGUAAUAAGAUUUUGCUCAAAAAUGGCAUCAUAUAAGCCAGUUUCUUAAAAUGACUAGUUUUAUCAUAUUUUGGUAAUGAUAGUACAAGGACAUUUAAGUGAUAUGGAAGCCACUAUAGAGGCAAUAGUAGCAGCAUCAGAUAUUCCAAUGAGUAUCAUCAUAAUAGCAGUAGGUGAUGGUGAGGGGGAAAAUGGAGAGUUUAUUAACUUGCAAGCACUUGAUGCAGAUGACAAAGCUUUAGUAGAUAUUAAUGGUAAAAAACAAUGGAGAGAUGUCUGUUAGUUUGUGCCUUUUUCAAAUUUCAAAAAUGAUAUCCAGAAUCUUACUAGAUAAAUUCUUGCUGAAGUACCCAGAUAGAUAAAGGAUUUUUUUGAGAAGAAAGGUAUUGUUCCAAGAGAUCAUAAAUCUGCAAAUAACAAGUAACUGAAUAGAGAUUUCGAGUUACUCAAGAGGAAAAGAAGAUUUGAAAAAGUUAGAAUCGAAUGCCCUUAUCUAACUGAAAUGAGAUUAAAGUUUAUCUAGGAAAUCAAUGAUUUGGGAUUUCCAAAAGAUGAGAUUGAAAUGAUUAUCGGUAAAGGUCUUCAUUCCUUAGAUCGCAAUAUUGCUGUUGAUUAAUUGAGUUGGUUGAAAACUAAUCCAGAUAUUUUGAAAGACGAACUUGAGAGAAAGCGAAAAAUUUAGGAGUAAAAGUAAAAAGAAGAGGAUGAAAGAAAGAGGUAGAGAGAUUUGCUAAAUAAGUUUGAUGAUGAGAGAGAUUUCUUUAAGUAUAAUUUGCCCCUCUUAGCCCCAAAGGAGUUUAGACCUUUGAAGAAGCAUAAACAACUUUGUAAAAUCUGUUAUGACCACAAGAUUAACACAGCUAUUAUACCCUGUACUCAUAGUUUGUUCUGUGUAGAGUGCACAUAAUAUCUUGAAAAGACCUGUCCUUAUUGUGGAAAGAAGAUUGAUAAGGUAGUAAGAACAUUUGAUUUGAGAAACUUUACUAAAAACAUCAGGUAACUUUGA
Molecule: messenger RNA, 2526 nt
Organism: Stylonychia lemnae
Lineage: Eukaryota; Ciliophora; Spirotrichea; Sporadotrichida; Oxytrichidae
Source: the annotation of a GenBank genome assembly